AUGGGGAAGGAGAGGCAAAAGAGCAGAACUCACUCAGGCAUGAGCGUUGGGGGCAGCGGUGGCUGUCGAGUGCGGGCCCGAGACCAGGAACGGCUCCCCGGGCGGGCGCGCCGGCGUCGGACUUCCGAGGCGGCGGCUACUGCCUCGUCUGCAGCCGCCGCCGAGCUGCGGCUGCCGCGGAAGGGCCGGCGGGAGCUGCUCUCGGCUCGGCGGUCGCGGCGCCCGCAGUCUGGAGGCGCACCGGAGUGUCCGGGGCGCCCCCCGCGGGAGCCCGCGGCUACCCGGGGCGCGCAUCCAGCCGCGGCGCCUUGGGCCGGGCACGCUGCGCCCCCGGGAUCUGCGGACCCUGCGCCGCCGCCGCCGCCGCCACCGCUUCGGAGCUUGUGCUGCGCGGGCUGGCCGGCCGAGCGGCCAGGGCCCGGACCGCCUCCCUGCGCCCGCCGCGGCUUCUCCCCCUGGCGGUGGGAGCCUCGGCGGCCGCCGGCUAUACUAGGCGCACUGGAGCCCGAGCCGAGCCGAGCCCGAGCCGCGCCGCCACCACCACCGCCGCCGCCUCUCCCGGGCGCCCUCCCAGCGCGCGGGCCGGGAUUGGGGGGGGUGCGCCGGGCCGGAGCAGCGAGGGCGGGCGAGGGGGCGCGCACUGGGGUUGGCGCUGAAGACCGGACUCCCAGCCGCGAGGGGAGCCCUGCACCCCAACUGAGGAGCACGUGGCAGAAGGAGAAUGAGGGGGCCCUCUCUUGCAGACCCCCACGCUGUAUGUACCUCAGUGCAUUUGUUUCAGCAUUUAUCCUCAUGGUAGCAGCUGUACUUUUCAACCCACUGGAAGGAGAUGCCUAAGCUGAUGAACAGUUUCUCCCAAGAAGCUGGGGGCAAAGAAUGGAAGGAAUGCAGAUUUCAUUAACUAGUGACUCUGGAGAUGCGGGCUAGGGGAACCUUCCCAAAUGGGAAAACUCCAAAGAUUUCUGAAAGACCAGGAUAACUGGAGGCUCAGAAACCCAGGUUAAGAAACUGGAACUGGAUCAACCUUAACCCUCUCCCCACUGCCAACCCUGUCCCCUAGCUCUAAGGAAGCUAACAGGUCUUUUGUAUUGUGUCGCCUUUGGAGAAUUUGCAUAGAGUAUGACAACAGCAAAUUACUACUGUUUACUCAAAGUUAAGGGGAUUGCAGAAAGAGAAAACAUGGUUUUUUACUUUUUCUCUUUGUAUGCGUGUGUUUGGCAAGGAGUGGAGUUGUUAGGUUCAUGGCAUGAACUGCAAAACGUCAGUUUAUAACAAUAAAGACUGUAAAGCCGCCUAGGUAUAUUUUUAGAAGCUGUACUUUCUUGAGUUCCUUUCACACAAGGCUUGCUCUCAUUAAGUCCCCAUAAAUAAUUGUAUUUAGAAGGAAACUAUAGAAGCAGGAAAGAGAUUGCUAAGAUUUCCAUCCUGCCAGUGCAGAGCACUGUUUGCUGGGAAGUUCCUGGAAAGUGACUGUGGGCUGAGAAUUCAGUUUUUCCUAAAAGCUCUGUUAGGUCCUCUUCUGUCAGAUGCCUAUGAAUAAAACACGCUGGGAAAAUCCUGA
Marmota monax (woodchuck) is the source of this 1561-nucleotide messenger RNA. RefSeq lists its product as uncharacterized. The record is from RefSeq and is a predicted model, not a curated record. Lineage: Eukaryota; Metazoa; Chordata; Mammalia; Rodentia; Sciuridae. The transcript is spliced from 3 exons. The coding region runs from base 1 to 837 and encodes 278 amino acids.